GGGACCUAUGGCGACGCGUCCUCUCCCAAGCCGUUCUCCGCCCCUACAGCCGCCGUCGCCGCUUGUUGCAGCCCCUGGGACCGUGGUCUGAUUCUCUGGACCGUUGGACCUGGCUCCUCUCUCGCACAUCUUUGAUCCUCUUCCAUCGCACGGCCUCCAACCUGUCCAUCUACCGACCCAUCAACUCCCGUUCUCAUCGGACCUUCCGGCGGGAUCUUCAUCAUAACUGGACGGGGCCCCUUCCUGGAGACGUCCAAAGGGCAUCAGUUGACCUUCACCCACGGACAGCCUAUGUCACUGUCACAGGCACAGCCCCGGUCGAUCCACCAGAUCCGGAGACAUUGCCAGCCUCGAUCCUUCACAUCUGGCGGGAAUUGGCAGCCGACAUGGACAACGAGUGCGGCUGGGUCCCGGAAUACAUCUACAUUGACGGUGAUGAACAAGUCCUACUGGAGGCACUGGAGAAGGGAAAGCUACGGAUGAUCAGCGAUGGCUCCUUCAAGCAACAAGUGGGCACCGCCGCAGUCCAGCUAUGGACAAGGGGACAUCUGGGGUUUUGGCAUCCUGUGUGGCUGGUUGUUCAGGGAGAGCAGGUGGAGGUUUCUUGA
Molecule: messenger RNA, 608 nt
Organism: Cylindrotheca closterium
Lineage: Eukaryota; Bacillariophyta; Bacillariophyceae; Bacillariales; Bacillariaceae
Source: the annotation of a GenBank genome assembly